This is a messenger RNA of Prosopis cineraria, 1394 nucleotides long. Its product is annotated as two-pore potassium channel 1. The record is from RefSeq and is a predicted model, not a curated record. Gene Ontology annotation, biological process: stabilization of membrane potential; potassium ion transmembrane transport. Gene Ontology annotation, cellular component: plant-type vacuole membrane. The transcript has 3 exons. Gene Ontology annotation, molecular function: potassium ion leak channel activity. NCBI's taxonomy places the organism in Eukaryota, Viridiplantae, Streptophyta, Magnoliopsida, Fabales, Fabaceae. Bases 174 to 1232 code for a protein of 352 amino acids.
UAUAUUGUCUUUCGUGUAAUUUUGUAAUGAUAAUGAUUAAUGAAGUGCGAACUGCUCACUGUCCUUCCAUUCCACAGGAUCUGUCCGAAUUUCAGGAGCCCUACGAAGAUUCUGCAUUCGUUUUCUCUUCCAAAGGUCUUUUAAUAUUGGUCCUCCCUUUCUAAGUUGUCUACAUGGCCAGCAACGGUACAAGGGAGCCCUUGUUGCCCCAAUCUCCUGAUCCAUCCGCUCCAAAUACCAAUGGCCAGCUUAGCAGGAGAAGGCAUGUCCGUUGUAGAAGUGCUCCUCUUGCGAAUCUUGACCCUCUUGAGAAGAUCGGCGCUGGUUCAAUUCAACUUUCCAACUCCGUAUUUGGGAAGUUACAUCCAAGUUUUCAAGAGGUGGCUAUAUAUCUUGCAGGGUAUCUAGGUAUUGGAGCUGUGAUCUUCUAUCUUGUCAGGCAGCAGAUCACAGGAAAGAAAACGGAGGGGUUUCUUGAUGCUUUAUACUUUACAAUUGUCACAAUGACCACAGUUGGAUAUGGAGACCUUGUGCCAAAUAGUGACCUCACAAAACUACUUGCCUGUGCUUUUGUCUUCACAGGAAUGGCACUAGUUGGUUUGAUCUUAAGCAGAGCAGCGGACUAUUUGGUUGAGAAGCAGGAAGUUUUGCUAAUCAAAGCUCUGCAUAGGCACAAUAAAGUUGGUCCAACUCAAAUUCUAAAGGAGGUUGAGGUCAAUAAGACGAGAUAUAAAUUUUUUGUGGUAUUUUUCCUACUUUUGGUGCUCAUUGUUACGGGGACAAUUUUCUUAGUUUCUGUUGAGAAGUUGGAUGUUAUCGAUGCCUUUUAUUGUGUUUGUUCUACAAUAACAACCCUGGGUUACGGUGAUAAAAGCUUCUCAACUGAAGGAGGAAGAGUCUUUGCUGUGUUUUGGAUAUUGACAGGUCCUAUUUGUUUAGGUCAGCUCUUCCUUUACAUAGCUGAGCUGACCACUGAAAAAAGACAAAAGGAUAUCACUAAGAUGGUUCUUACACGGAGGACAACCAAAGCGGAUUUGGAGGCAGCUGAUCUUGAUGAUGAUGGAACUGUUGGGGUUGCUGAGUUCGUUAUCUAUAAACUGAGAGAGAUGGGGAAGAUAAGUGAAGAAGAUAUCUCACUCGUAAUGCAGGAGUUUGAGGAGCUUGAUGUUGAUCAAUCUGGUACUCUCUCGCUUUCUGAUAUAACUCUUGCUCAGGCACCUCAUCCAUCUUAGAUAGUCAUGAUUAGAGUAUGACACAACAAAAUGAAUUUAAUCAUUUACAAUUUUACAUGCUGCUUGUAAAUUAGUUGUGUCACCUUGUAUGUGCUUACAACUUCAUCCAAUUCAUCUUCAUCGGGAAAGUUUAGUGAAUCAGCAUUACGAUUUGAUGAGAGA